UAGCGGAUCCCUUAUCUCUCCGUCUCUCUCUCGGCGUCCGACGUACAUGUCGUCCGGUCGUCGGUGUUGUUGUUAUUAUUAUUAUUAUUAUUAUUUUUAUCAUCGUUAACGCGCGACGACGACGACGACGACGACUAUGACGGUAUUAUUGAUGUAAUUAUUGUUAUUGUUGCCGUUCCACAUGCACGCGCGUAACGCGUCGCCGCCGCCGUCGCGCGAUCUCCGUCUUGCCGGCACAUCGUUCGUCCGACGGCGUUUCGCCCGGUGAACGUGCGUGCGCCCAGUUCGCCGGAUCCGGCGACGUCCGUCCGUCCGUCCGUCCGACCGCAUGCCCAACAGGCUCCGAGCACUUCCGCUGUCGUGUUGAUGUCCACCGACAACUGUAGACGACUGUAGCCCGUUUUCAAUUUAUAAUAAUGGAAAAAGAAAACAAAUGUAAAGCUUAAUAAUGGUUUCAUACUCAGAUAGUGUAACAUCUAAUUUAACGGCUAUCGCCAAUAAUAAUAUUCAACAAACAGAUCAAGCAAUAUUUGAAGCUGAUAAACGAGCUGUUUAUAAGCAUCCACUUUUUCCUUUACUAGCAUUACUUUUUGAAAGAUGUGAACAAGCCACUCAGUCAGCAGCAAUUUCAAAUUCUGAAAGUUUUAAUAUGGAUAUACAAGCAUUUGUUCAACAUCAAGAAAGAGAUAGAAAACCAUUUUUAAUUAAUGAUACAGAAAUCGACGGAUUGAUGAUUAAAGCUAUUCAAGUAUUACGAAUACAUUUAUUGGAACUAGAAAAAGUUCAAGAAUUGUGCAAAGAUUUUUGUAGUAGAUACAUAACAUGUCUAAAAAUUAAAAUGCAAAGUGAAAAUUUAUUACGUUCUGAUUACACAUCGGGUUACAUAGAAAAUAAUAGCAGUGGUAACUCAAGUAAUAGCAAUUCUCCAUUAUGCCAUUCUCCACACCAUAGUCAGGUGAUAUCCUCUUCAGGAGUUUCUGUGCGGCAGUCUGGAGACAACGAUGCUAUAAAACCAAAAACAAUAAUGGAUUUAAAAAACAUAACCUGUCUUUUAUCAAAUAUACCAUCCUCCACAUCCGUAGAAAUGAAAGAUGUAUCUCAAGUCUCAGAUGUUUCCCAACUUGAUUUGACAGUCACUAAAUCUACACUUCAAAACUCUUCUUUAGAAAAAACACCAUUAUCAGCAAUUGGUACAAAUGUAUUACAGAAUAAUGUUUCUAUUUUACAUGGUUCCUUAUCAGCUACUAGUGGUGGCUCUUGUGAUGAAGAAGAUGACUACUUUGGGAGUAAAAAGAAAAGGCAACAAAAAAGAGGAAUUCUCCCUAAACAGGCUACAAGUGUAAUGCGCUCUUGGCUUUUUCAACAUUUAAUUCAUCCUUAUCCAACAGAAGAUGAAAAAAAAAUUAUUGCCGCACAGACUAAUUUAACAUUGUUACAAGUAAAUAAUUGGUUUAUCAAUGCACGAAGACGAAUAUUACAACCAAUGCUUGAUGCGUCUACCCCUGAUAUUGCUGGUGAACAAAACUUUACUCUUUCUAAAGAUAAGUCUGCAAUUGUUGAUAAUAACAAGUUUUCAUGGCCUGCUGAUGAUUUAUUACAAUCUCAAAAUGUCAAUGAAAAUUCAAAUGAAUCAAAUUUUGGUGAAAGUGAAGCAGAAGAUGACGAAGAAGAAGAAAUUAGUGAUAUUUUUUCUCAACAUAGUGUUAAUGAAUCAGAUUAGUCGGUGUUUUAAGAAUAAUCUUAAUACAUUGUACAAUGUAUAUGAAACAGUAAUCAUUUUAUAUGUAUGUAAAAAGUAAAUAUUGUUAUAUUAUAUACAGUCAAUGUUAAUGUUAAAUACAUUUAAUAUGUUAUACAUAUUAGAAGACGAGAGAUAAUUAACUAAUAACUUAAAUAAUAUAAUACAAAAUAAUAUAAUUUAUUGAAAACAUAUUGAUAUGUUUCAUAAAGUGUAUUAAAUGGUUAAAAUACUUAAGUGGUUUAUUAAGAUAAUAAUUAUCAAUAAAUCAAUAAAUAUGUGUUAUUAUUAAAUAAAUAAAUGUUCCAAGCCUUAUAAGUAUUAUAAGUAAUAAUAACUAAUCAAUGACUGUAAAAACAAUUUGUACAAAGUAAAUUUUAUUUAGAAUAACAAUUGAUUGAGGUUUAACUAGAGUUAUUGUAUCAUUUAAAUACAUUAUAGAAAUAUAAUAUUAAAUGCUAAUGAUUUAAAAAAUAAAAUUACAGUCUAUUCCAAAUAAGAGUAUAUUGGUUUGUGCAUUGCUCAUGACCCUAAUCCCUUCACCCACAAACUAUGCGGUUAAAGCUUAUUAACAAAUAGAGCUGUCAAAUAAAAAUUGGUUAGGUGAUCAGUAUAUUUUUAUUUGAAAUAGACUAUGUAUUGUAAUUUCAUUUAUAUUUCAAAAUCUUGAGUUGUCUUAAUAUUUUAAAUAUUAAUUUGUUAACCCGAUUAUUAUAAAAUUAUAUAUUUUUAAUGUGUUCUUUUUUUUACAUAAGAUUAGAACAUCAUUAAUGAAAUAAUACUACUACUUUUAUGACCAAUUUCUACCUAUUAUAAUAAUUAUUCAUAGUAAAAUUGCAGCAGUGUUCCUCAGUCAAUAUUUUAACGCUUUGAAAAUAAAUGUUAAAAGAACCAUAAUACAAACUGUAGUGGAUGGCAAAUUUUCAAAUUUUCUAAUUUGUUAUCUAUAUUGAAUAUAUAUACAUUUAAAAUUAAUUCUUAUUUUAUA
Molecule: messenger RNA, 2726 nt
Organism: Rhopalosiphum maidis (corn leaf aphid)
Lineage: Eukaryota; Metazoa; Arthropoda; Insecta; Hemiptera; Aphididae
Product: homeobox protein PKNOX2-like
Exons: 9
Coding region: 449-1720 (423 amino acids)
Biological process (GO): regulation of transcription by RNA polymerase II
Molecular function (GO): RNA polymerase II cis-regulatory region sequence-specific DNA binding; DNA-binding transcription factor activity, RNA polymerase II-specific
Source: RefSeq, a predicted model, not a curated record